Molecule: messenger RNA, 561 nt
Organism: Penicillium brevicompactum
Lineage: Eukaryota; Fungi; Ascomycota; Eurotiomycetes; Eurotiales; Aspergillaceae
Exons: 2
Coding region: 1-561 (186 amino acids)
Source: RefSeq, a predicted model, not a curated record
AUGGUCUUUGCACGUCGUUCAAUCUUCCGCGCUGCGACUGCGGCUCAAUCCAUUCGCGCCGCCCCUGUCGCUCGUCGCUCGGCUCAGCUGCUUGGCCGUCGCUUCAAUUCCACCGGCGGCCAUGGGGAGAUUCACAACUCAAGCGAUGUCCCAUGGGCAAUCGGAUCUGCUGGUCUUACCGGAGUGCUACUGUUCUCUCUAUGGCCCUCUGGCUCUGAUGGACACCACGAUGCUCACGGCGAGGAUCAUGGACACGGCCACGAGGCCGAGCAUGAAGAGAAGGGAGAUGACAAGGUAGAGGCUGAGAGCGAGCCUGCAGAGAACAAGGACCAAGAGUCCUCCGAGGAAGCUCCCAAGGAGGAGAAGAAGGAUGAAAAGAAGAGCGAGGACACCGAAGAAAAGAAGGAAGAGUCUGAGGACAAGGGAGAAUCCAAGGAAGAGAAGAAGGAAGAGAAGAAGGAUGAGUCCAAGGAGUCCAAGGGCGAGGGCGAGGAGCCCAAGAAGGACGAGUCCAAGGACGACGCCAAAAGCGACAAGUCCGAGGGCGAGUCCAAGGAGUAA